UUGACAUAAUUUCAAUGGCUGAAACAACAAUGAUGCCUGAGGAAAUUGAGCUUGAGAUGGCAAAGAUCCAGAGACUUCGGGAAGUCUUAGUCAGAAGAGAAUCAGAACUCAGGUUUAUGAUGGAUGACAUCCAGCUGUGCAAAGAUAUUAUGAACCUGAAGAAAGAACUGCAGAAUUUGGUAGCAAUCCCAGAAAAAGAAAAAACAAAGAUGGAGAAACAAAGAGAGGAUGAGUUGAUUCAGAAGAUCCAUAGGCUGGUCCAAAAAAGAGAUUUUCUGGUAGAUGAUGCUGAGGUGGAGAGAUUACGAGAGAGAGAAGAAGACAAAGAGAUGGCUGAAUUCCUUCGCACCAAGUUAAAACCCUUAGACAAAGCAACACAAUCACCUACCAGCAGCCCAGCCGAAAAGAAGGCAGAACCUCCUCCAAGCAAGCCCACCAUUACCAAAGCAGGAUUGGCUAUCAUUAAAGAUUGCUGUGGGGCCGCACAAUGCAGCAUCAUGUAGCUCUGGGCUCUCUACUGUGUGUGCCGUUUCGGAAGUUUUCAUUGAAUGAAACUGUACAGUUAGAGAACGAACAACAUCCUGCUAACAGAAUCAAG
Mesitornis unicolor (brown roatelo) is the source of this 598-nucleotide messenger RNA. It is a transcript of the gene BMERB1, whose product is annotated as chromosome unknown open reading frame, human C16orf45. The record is from RefSeq and is a predicted model, not a curated record. Gene Ontology annotation, cellular component: microtubule cytoskeleton. The transcript is spliced from 5 exons. NCBI's taxonomy places the organism in Eukaryota, Metazoa, Chordata, Aves, Mesitornithiformes, Mesitornithidae. Gene Ontology annotation, biological process: negative regulation of microtubule depolymerization. The coding region runs from base 15 to 503 and encodes 162 amino acids.